Messenger RNA from Syngnathoides biaculeatus (alligator pipefish), 1760 nucleotides. RefSeq names its product 5'-3' exonuclease PLD4. The transcript has 11 exons. The record is from RefSeq and is a predicted model, not a curated record. The coding region runs from base 2 to 1567 and encodes 521 amino acids. Gene Ontology annotation, molecular function: catalytic activity. Lineage: Eukaryota; Metazoa; Chordata; Actinopteri; Syngnathiformes; Syngnathidae.
AAUGUGCACACAAAAAAGGGGAACUAAGAUCUGCUUUACAUUAAAGAUAAAGCAGAAGAAGCACAAUUGUUUUCCAUUCUUUCAAGUUGGACACUUUGUGUUCUUACCACUUGUGUAUGAAAGGAUGAAAAUCUCCAUACGAUACAAACAUCACGACAGUUUGGUUACAAGAAAAAAGGAGUUAAGCCGUUGUAUGACUUUAAUCCUGAUUAUGGCCUGUAUGAGCAUCCUGGGUGCCCUGCUUGCUACUGCAGUGCUGGGAAGACUCCGGACCCACCCAAGUCCUCAAAAUACUGAUGAUCCUAAUGCCCCUAUGGACCAGUGCAGUAUGGCCCUUGUGGAAAGUAUUCCUCAACAUGUGCAAUACAAAGGCAACGCAACAUUCGGGAUCCCUUUGGAGAAGGCUUGGAAGGAGCUUCUCUCCAUAGCAACGCAAAACCUGGAAGUGGUCUCCUUUUACUGGACAUUGACCGGGGACGACAUCAACAUCAACUCUUCCUCCGAUAGACCUGGACGGGAAAUCCUCAAGCAACUUCAAUCUCUUCCGUCCAGGAACGUGUCAGUCCAAGUGGUGACCAGCGUUCCGUCGCUCACCACCAACUCCACUGAUUUAGAUGUCCUGGAAGAAAAAGGAGUUCAGGUACGGAAGGUGAAUUUUGGACGCUUGACAAACGGCGUGCUGCACAGCAAGUUCUGGAUUGUGGACAGGCAGCAUGUGUUUGUAGGUAGCGCCAACAUGGACUGGAGGGCUCUGACGCAGGUGAAAGAAGUGGGCGUGGUCAUCUACAACUGCUCCAGUCUAGCAAGGGACCUCCAUAAGAUCUUCCUGUCUUACUGGGUGAUGGGAGAGUCCAACAGCUCUCUUCCGGUGCACUGGCCUCCCACCUUUGACACUAAUAUCAAUAAGGAGCACCCCCUUGUGGUGAAAGAGGAUAACAUCACCAGUAGAGUCUACAUUGCAAGCUCCCCACCACAAUUCUGCCCUCAAUCAAGGACACAGGACCUGGAUGCCAUCGUCUCCAUCAUCUCAGGAGCUCAACACUUCAUCGACAUAGCCGUUAUGGACUAUACCCCCAGCAUACGCUUUCAACGCCCGAAAAGAUACUGGCCCGUUAUUGACAACGCCAUCAGGACAGCAGCGUUCGACAGGAGGAUUAAGAUCCGAAUGCUCGUCAGCUGCUGGGCCAACUCCUUCCCGGGGAUGCUGCCGUUCCUGCAGUCCCUCGCCUCCUUGGACAGCUUCAAGGAGCACAUCAGCAUUCAAGUUAAGUUGUACGUCCUGCCUGUCAGAAACCAGACAAACAUUCCCUUUAGUCGAGUCAACCACAACAAAUACAUGGUGACCGACAAAGCGGCCUACAUCGGCACCUCCAACUGGGACGGUGACUACUUCCUGACCACAGCUGGAGUGGGUCUGGUGAUUUCCCAGGACGCUCCUCACCCCGUGUGGAAGAGCAAAGCCGUGCAGGCCCAACUCCAGGUGGUGUUCCACAGGGACUGGUACUCUGAUUUUGCAGUGCGGCUCACUGACCUGGGCCGCCACCCAGACUGUGCGCUGUCACCAUGACGGCGUGAUGAAGCUUCUUGAUACUUAACAGUCUAUGAUUUGAAAUCUAUCUUUAUAUCAGAAAUUUAAAUUAAUUAGGUGCAUUAGUUCUCUCACUCUGUUCUUCAUAAGCUAUCCUGUAGGAACUCUCACCUCUUUUUUUUGUAUUGCCACUGACUGUGUCAACACCUGGAAUAAACAAUUACAGAAGGUA